This is a messenger RNA of Amphiprion ocellaris (clown anemonefish), 5125 nucleotides long. It is a transcript of the gene lcor, whose product is annotated as ligand dependent nuclear receptor corepressor. The transcript is spliced from 7 exons. Bases 105 to 2171 code for a protein of 688 amino acids. NCBI's taxonomy places the organism in Eukaryota, Metazoa, Chordata, Actinopteri, Pomacentridae. The record is from RefSeq and is a predicted model, not a curated record. Gene Ontology annotation, biological process: regulation of transcription by RNA polymerase II. Gene Ontology annotation, molecular function: DNA binding. Gene Ontology annotation, cellular component: nucleus.
UUCAUAUCGCUCUCCACCCAGCCCUAGAAUAAAAACCACCGGUGACGUGCGCGCAGGGAAGCACCCAGCAGUAUGUGCGCGCCCACGGGAGGGGCCGAUAGAAAAUGGCGAGUCUGUGCAAAAGGCAGCAAUGCACGAUAGAGAGGCGCGGCUUUCGGCAGGAACUUGACUCUUGGAGGCACAAACUCAUUCACUGUGUAGGCUUUGAGAGCAUCUUGGAAGGCUUGUUUGGGCCGGGACUAGUCAAAGAUAUCACUCUGUUUCAAGACUGCGAGCCAGAAGAAGUGUCUGACUGGUCCUUUGAUGAAAACUGUCUCUUCUGCUGCUUAAGACGUGAGAAAGUCAAGGACCACAGUGUAGAGAACGGUAGAGGCAGCCACGUGCUGUCGGAGUGUGAAGACUUCAAACAGGAGCAGUCUCGGAUCAGCCGGCUGGAGAGACAGGCCCAAGACUUCCUCAAUGCUGUUUUCCACAGAAAAGACCUCCCAAGUUUCUCAGACCCUCACAUUCCUCUAGUGGCUCGUGAGAUCAUGCAGCGAAUGAUCCGCCAGUUCGCUGCCGAAUAUACCUCAAAAACUACUCAGGACGACCCGCCCCUGCCCAACGGCACCAUGAAGGACCAAAGCCUGCCAAGAGCGGUGGCUCUGGCCCCGGCCCCGAGCUCCUCGCCAGGGCCCCUGCCUGCGCCAAGCUCCCCUCCAUCGUCUGCCUCCUCCUCUCCAUCCCCAAUCCCGGGGCUCGGCUUCAGCCCCACCUCCGCUGCUGCCGCCUCAGCACCCCCCUGCACCCAGAGCAGCAACGGUACGGGAGCCAGUAAUGGUGGAGGAGGAGGAGGCACAGCUGCUGCCUCUGCACAGAAUCCUGUCCUCAGCAAGCUUCUCAUGGCCGACCAGGACGGCCCGCUGGACCUCACCGUUAAAAAGAACCAGGCUGAUCCAGAGCCCAGCCAGCAGGACGGCGUCCUGGACCUCUCCACCAAGAAGAACCACAGCACAGGCGGCCCUAAACCCGGUUAUACCGCUGCACCGGGGGUCAAAGGGCGUUCCCUCAAAGUGGAACACAACCUGUCAGAGGUGGAGGAGGAGGACGGCCUGCUGCAGAGAAGUUUGCAGGACGGACUGAGAGAGAACUACUCCAACUCCUUCAAGCCCCCACUGGCCCGCUCGCUGCGUAUCAAGGAGGAGCUCCUCAGCCAGAAGCACCGCCUUUUGAGCCAGCCCGCUGCCCUCUCAUUGGCUAAUCUCGAGUCAGCUGGCUUGCUCAACCACGGGCAGUCCCACUCCUUGCUUGGCCAGAAGGGCUCUUCCUCUUUCUGGGGAAGCAAGGCCCACCUUGAAAGCCUCAUGAAGCUAAAGCAGGCCAGUGGAGCUCUGAGCGACCUCAAAGAUCUGCCAACAUUCCUGGAGAAUCACCACCACAACCACCACGGAGCCUUCUCCUAUAAGAGUUCCCUCCACCAUCACCAUCACAAUCAGGUCUCAAAGGUCCAACAUCACCACAAUGACGGCAAGAGAGACCAGGGCCACUCGCCUCCUGUUGACCUCAAGAUCCCUCAGGUUCGGGGCAUGGAUCUCUCCUGGGAUUCCCAUGCCUCUGAGCUGUACGGCUAUGGGGCCAUGGGGGUUGGAGGUGGUGGCCACGGGGAGAACACCCUGAGCCGGAAGCUGAGAGCCAUCCUGCCCAAGCAGAACCGCCGAGGGGGGAGCCUUGGAAGCCUGCUGGACGGGGCAGCCGACUACUGGAGCUCCGACUUGGACCACUCCAGUUCCGGGCCAGCGUACUCCAUCUCCGACGUGGAGGGGGACCCAAAUUCCAAGCAACCCAGGAAGAAGAGGGGCCGCUAUCGCCAGUACAACAGCGAGAUCCUGGAGGAGGCCAUAGCUGUAGUGAUGAGUGGGAAGAUGAGCGUGUCCAAGGCACAGAACAUGUAUGGGAUCCCUCACAGCACCCUGGAGUACAAGGUCAAGGAGCGCAUGGGAACACUGAAGAAUCCCCCAAAGAAGAAGCUCAAGCUGAUGAUGAAGAUGGAAGCAGGAGGCCAGGAUUUUCCCACCGAGUCGGAGAACACGCCUACUGCUACUCCACGAGAUGACGGCCCGCCGCUAGCAGCUGCUGAGCUCCAGGACAAUGUAAAAGAAGAGAUUGAAGACAAUUUCAAACCGAUCGACUAAACGGCUUACACAUGUAAACCUCAGUCAAAUGACUUAAGUAAUUUGAAAAUGGAUGGGGCUUUAUUUGUGCCAAUUUACUUUGCAGUAUCUGGGUGAGCACAAAUGCAGGGAUAAUAUGAGGAGGAUUCUUUAAACAAACUGGAGAGAAACAACUAAUCGGACGUUUUUUAACGGGCGUCACUUGAGCGACGCUGUACAAGCAUUUGUUCAGCUUUUAUAUCCAGGGGCUUAACAAAUGCAGCUAAUGACAUUAGUUAAAUGACAAUUAAUGAAAUUACCUUAAGCAUGCUGAUAAUCCCCAGCCCAAAAACCCAAUCUCCCCUCUUUUCUGAACUUGAUACCCAGAAGCGUUGCUGCUUAUGAAUGCAGUUUGGGCUUUGGACAAUUCUGAUUUGGGGAAAAAAAUGUUUGAGAAAUUAACUCCCUAAAAAAACUGACAAAUUCGUCCCUUUACCACUCCCCUCUCUCGCGGAGUACUAGCUGAAAAUUGGUAAGUGAACUGUCUAUUACAUUUGAAACCAACUGUAAGGUUUAAUCAUACCAUUGAUAUUCCUCACGAGGGUUCUGAAUCAAACCCAUUCUCUUAUUGCCAGGUAGCCAUGACGCUUUAACUGCAAACUUUUUCUUUCCUCCUUAAAGUACUCUGCUAAUCUCUGUGCGGACGAAAGCAACAUUAACCCGUCCUUUUUUUGAACGAGAAAAGACACACAAAAGUCAUUCAGGGAUGCAUGUUUGUGAGUUUCGUGGACACUACUGACUUCUAUAAUCGACUUCUUCUCCUCUAUCUUUUCGUUUGAUUUGUUUUUGCUUUCUUUUGCACGACACUUUGGGUCUGGCGCUCGCAGACCAGGUUACCUCGGCAUUGUUGCCCAUGCAUCAUGCACUUAUUAUGGUCUGUCACUGAAGCCCAGUCACAACCUUGCAACAGGUCAGAGGUGCACAUCGCCUGCACACGCUGAUUCAUAUUCAGACGCAGGAGGCUCAUUAGCCCUCUUUUUUGCCAAGGGACAAGUUGAGGGGUAAUCUGACUAUGAAUCAGCUGUUUUUAGGGCAGAAUGCUACCUCAUGGACCUCCAUCAUUCUCUCACUGCUGAUCCUGGAAAGCCGGAGCCACCUGCAGGUUAACCUCUGAACGAUGACCGAAGUGAGCUCCCCUCACGGUGAUCUUUGCUGGAUGAAGGCCUUUUAGGAUCAGAAUGUGAAACUGUGCUGCUAUCCAGUUCAUUAUCUAGCUCCUAUGAAAGGCUUUAGCUAGCCUGAGCUAAUGAAUUUUAGCUUGUCUUAGCUAAUAACAUAAUGCUGAUGAGUUUUUCUUUUCCUUUUCUAAUCAAGCUAAGUAGAAGCGGCUUAGGUGAUGAGUUUUAAAGAUAUUCUUCUCCCUCAAACUUCAAAGACAGUUUCAAAGGCAGUUUACUACAAUGAUGUGCAUUUAUAGUGGGGUGUUAAUUUUAGGGUGGCGGGUGGGAAAUAUGCAGUGGGGUGGGGUAGAUGAUAGGUUAGGGAAAGGCAGAUUUUAAUAUAUUAUAAGUUAUUAUGACUGACUAUGUAAAAGCCAAUUCAUGAUUCGGGGUGUUCUGUUUUUCUCCUCAUUAACUCAGGGUGACUGAGACAGAAGAUGUGGGUUACAAAUAUGGUAAUUUCCUGUUGGACCUAUAGUAAACAGAGCAGAGGACAGCCACGCCUCUCAGUAAUGCUUGUCUGUGGGAUGGCCACAUGAUUUAAAACGGCAGAUAGACCUGCUAAAAAAAUCAUGAAAAAGACCAGAAAACACCGAAGUUGGGUUUGUGGAUUUAACUUAUGGCGCUAAACUUUGAAAAUAGCACUUUUCAAAAAUAAGAGAAAAAAAACAAGAGAGAAAGAAAGUUUGAGGUUACGCCUGUAGUGUAGCUCUUCUCUGGGGGAUAUGGAGCGACGAGGAGGGCAGAGAGAUGGAAUAAAUAAGCUUUAGUGUGUGAAGACUUUCAGAAAGGUGCAGCUUGGACCCAAACUACUCUUUUUUUUCCUCUCAAUUACCUCCACGAUUUAAAAAAAAGAAAAAAAAAGAAAAAAGAUUUAAAAAAAAAAGGUUGACAGCUUGAACAAGUUCAGUUUUGUGUAGUGUCGUCUCGUUGUUUUCCCUCCCCUCGCCGCUAAAUGUUGCUCUUCGCUCCUAACACUGCCUGGUGCUCACCCAGUCUGUGAGAUUUUAACACAAGAAUUGUAACUCUCUGCUCAGAUGAAAUGAUGAUGAUUCACUCCUUUUGAAAUGUAUUGUACAUUUUAUUUAUUUGAUUUGUUUUCUUUUUUUUAUUUUGGAUUAUUCUGUUAAAAAUGGCAUGCACCACUUAUUUGGCUGAUUUUGGGGUUGGGCCAAUACGAUAUAUAAUGUUGAAUAUUUCCACACCACUAGUCUUGCACCACAGAUGCUAAAUAUCACACUAAGUUAUGAAUUAAUCACAAUCUAAUUAAAAUUAGAAUCACUGACUGGCUGUUGCAUACAAUCUUAUCUUCCCCCCACUGUGGUUAUUGGUCUAAGCUUUGAAGCUCCCUUGCCUUGAUUGUUUUGGCAUGCACAGCCAAAUGAAAAAGCUCUAGAACAGACUCGUGGAACAAGAUAUUACCAGGAGUCAAUAUGCAUGAAAUGCGUCCAACACUUUGACAAUGCCGAGCAUUUGAAGUGUCUAAGAGGUUGUUGUGUGCAUCAAUUAGGACCCAGCGAAAGACAAUGCACAGAUCUGAUAGUUAAAACAGGAUCGAAGUCCCAGUGUUGAGAGUAAAGCACUUGUUACGCCUCUGAUAAAAGGCAUGAUAGCUGCUCACUUAGCCUGCUGUGAAUAAGAGUCGGACAACACACGAUUCACAGUGUCCCCUCCUUGAAGAAAACCAACAAAACGAACCUAUGGCAAUCUGCCUGUUAGCUUCUUUCAUGUAAUGCAUGUAAAGCAUGGAUUUGUGCUAUAAAUAAAAAAAGAAAA